AUGGUAUUUUGUGUUGCAGAACUUUUGCUCUAUGUUUAUAAAGGUACGUUUACAGAGGUACUAACUAGAGUAGCAGGACUUCUCUUCUUAACCCUUUAACUCCCAAAUCAAAUUCAUAAUUCUCCUUACUGUCAACCAUAUAAUUCUUAUAAUGUUCUUAAGAGAAUUUAGUAUUGGAUCAAUUAAUUAUCCCCAAUUGAUAUUUUUCUUUAUUCUCAUCACUUGUCUGGUUGAUAUUGUAUUGAUAUUGUAAGGAGAAAUUCUGUCUUAGUCACUCAUGGGAAUUAAAGGAUUAAAGGAGAAGAAGAAGAAGAAAUCUUCCCUUUAGAAAAAUUUAAGUACACCUUCUAUUGAAAUUUCAGCCCUUAAAGACUCUCUUGGCAUACAAAAUUUGGUUUACAGAAGUGCUACUUAGGCUAGCAGGACUUCUCUUCUUAAAGGAGAAGAAAAAGAGGAAGAAGAAAAAUAAGAAGAAUUCUUAAUAGUAGAAUUUUUAAAAAGAAGAAUUUUAACCCUAAAACUAGUAGAAUUUUUCCCCAAAAUCAUGUAAAAAACCUGUUCAAACUUAUCAAGUAGAAGUUUUCAUCUUGAUUCUAACAUGAAAUUCUCAUUACUACUUCAAGAAAUUCUUGCAGCAUACAAAAUUUUGAUCUUGGGAGUUGGAAAAAGUUGCAAAAACAAAAAUUUAGUUGGAAAGUUGCAAAAAACUUGCUCUGCACCCCUCUGUUUUGAAUAUUCUACAACUACCUGGCUAUUUACAUGUGAUCUAAUAAUAGAAAAGUUAAUUUCACAAGACAGCUGCAUUCAAACUGUUCCAGAAAUUUCACAAAAAAGCAGGAAAAAGUGAAGCAAAAUAACAGAGAAGUGGUUAGUGACAGGUCUCACUUAACAUUCUACAAUUGUCCAAAUAACUGUGCAAUAUUGUGAGAUAUUUGUACCUGAUUUUCGUAUUAUAUGUAGUCUGUAUGAUGUAGUUGGAUAAUAAAACCUUGUUGAUGUGUCCAAAAUACUUUACUCUUUGCUUUUCCUCCAGGUACUCUUUUACCUUAUCCUGACACAGCAAGGACCUUGGCUAUUGAGAUCAUUAUUAUCUUUCUUCUGGCUUUUAUUGAGGGUGUUAGAAUCUUUUUGGGUAUGUGAGAUUACUUGCAGUUUAUUGCGUCACAUAUGAAUAUACUUUACAGACAUUUGGAAGUAGAAACUGAUAGAACAAGAGAGAUGGAAUUAUGGGACCAGACACAAAUCUGAGUCUGUAAAUAAUACUCUAAGACAGUUUUGAAUGUGUUCUUUAAUACUUGUUAAUUUUAAAUUAGAUAAUUAGGAAUUUUCAAGUAAGCUGGGAUGUACCAGUUGUUCUCCUUUUUUUAAUUUCUGUGAACUUAUUAAUUUUUUAAGAAGUGUGUAAACCAAUUAACCCCCCCCCUCCAAGCUUCUAACUUAAGUUUCACAGUUUGCAUUCUAUCAAAAUAUGAAUUUAAUUUAUUUUGAGGCUUAUUUCUUACCUUGCUUUCUCUUUUGCUCUGCAAAGGUUACAAAGGUAACUUAGCAGAACGUACCAUGGCCCUUGUAUUUUCUGUGGUGCUUGGCAUUCCUGUUCUUUUCAUUGACUUAUUCAUCUUGCUUUGGCAGACGUAUGUGUAAGUAGUUAAAAAAAUGUUGAGUCCUAUGAAGUAAGAUGCAGAUUUUUGUUGGAGCUUAUCUCAGCGUUUGUUUAAUUAAUCUUUUGACUCCUAAGAGUGACCGGGAUCAAAUUUCUCCUCACAGAAUCACUGUUGAAUCAAAUAUAAAGGUUUUUAAGAAUAAAAGAAAUGGUUGCAAACUAAAGAAGCUUGUGAUCAUCAAACAAUCAGUACCAUAGGAAAUGUAAUAAGGAGCAUUAUGGAGAAUGUAGAUAUUGAUGACAGUGUUUGAAGAGACAAGGAGUAGUUUUAUUUAAUCUUGUUGUUCAUUGUGCAUCAAACCCCCCCCCCUGCAUUCUUGAGUGGAGUGAAGUACUAAAUGAGUGAAGUGCCUUGCCCUUGAACAAAAGACAAUGAUGCCAGCCUGGCUUUGAGCCCUUUAUUCCAUAGGCUAUUGCACUCACUCUAGGGCAUAGCGUGCUCCACAAAUACUUAAGUUAGACUCACAAAAACUUAACUUUGUUGUCAUUUUAUUACAUGUAUCAACCCUUUAACACCUAAGAGCAACUAGCAUUUAAUUUUUCUGUACAAUAUCACCCCUAAAUCAAACAUUGGGGUCAAGAUAAUAAAAGAAGUGAUCACCUUGACCUAAGAGGCUCUUGGUUAUGAAUCAAGUUCUCCUUGUCAGCAUCUUAAGAAAUGUAUAAAGAAUGAUAUGGAGAUUACUCAUACCAGUGUUGGGUUUUGAAAGGGUUGAUUAAAAGUAAAGCUGUGUUUUUUUGUUUUGAUUUAGUUUAAGGAUAGAGGUGGUACUGGUCAGUGUUGCCUUGGCAUUUCUUGGUUUUGAGAUGAUUUUCAGUUUUGCUGCCAUUUUCACUUUCAAGAGGUAA
This is a messenger RNA of Pocillopora meandrina, 2509 nucleotides long. Lineage: Eukaryota; Metazoa; Cnidaria; Anthozoa; Scleractinia; Pocilloporidae. The record is from the annotation of a GenBank genome assembly.